UGGAUGAAUGUAAGCAAAAGGGAACAUUAUUUCUGCCAUUUGCUUUCAACAGACGCCCCAGAUGUGCGAGGGGGACUGAACAAAUGACACAGGGGAGGGUGCGACUCGACACAAAAUGAAACGCAGCCUUGGUUGCUACAGGUGAAAUUUUGUUUACAUCCGGGUUGUUUCGGACGAUAACACACAACACGCAUAGAAGCAGCUAACCCUGUGUAGUGUAGUUGCUAAGCCGAUUUGACACUACGAUGGCAGGGGAGACAGAAGACGAGAUACCUGAAACGGGAGCAGUCUUCACCUUUGGAAAAAGCAAAUUUGCAGAUAACAUCCCCAGUAAAUUUUGGCUGAAAAAUGAUGUACCUCUGAAAAUCACCUGUGGGGAUGAGCACACAGCAUUGAUAACAGAGAAUGGCAAGCUUUUCAUGUUUGGCAGUAACAACUGGGGUCAGCUGGGUUUGGGAUCAAAGACCAUGGUGAACAAGCCCACUUGUGUGAAAGCUUUGAAGUCUGAAAUGCGGCUUGCAGCCUGUGGAAGAAAUCACACUAUAGUUUACACUUCUCGGGGAAACGUGUACUCUACCGGUGGAAACAACGAAGGUCAGCUAGGUCUGGGAGACUGUGAGGAGAGGACAGCCUUCCAAUUGGUGGACUUCUUCAGUUCACAUGGACCAAUCAAAAUGCUUUCUGCCGGCUCCAACACCUCUGCUGCCCUCACAGAGAGUGGGAUGCUGUUCAUGUGGGGUGACAACACUGAGGGUCAGAUCGGCCUGGGGAAGGAGAGCAGUGCCCUGACCCCCCAGGUGGUCACUGUGGGUCGGCCAGUGGCCUGGGUAUCCUGUGGGUACUACCACUCUGCCUUCGUCACUGUUGACGGGGGCCUGUACACAUUUGGGGAGUGCGACAGCGGCAAACUGGGCCUGGCCACGGGUCAGCUCGAUGGACACCGCAUGCCCCAGCUGGUGAAGGGCAUCACAGACCAGGUGACCCAGGUGGCAUGUGGAAGCGGGCACACCGUGGCUGUGACAGAGGAGGACCUGUACACCUUUGGCCUGGGUCAGUUUGGUCAGCUGGGCCAGGGGACCUUCAUCUUUGAGGCGAGGCUGCCCAGAGCGGUGGAUCACUUCAGGAAGGGCCGAGUACGACAGGUGAUGUGUGGGGAGAACCACACUGCUGUCAUCACAGACAAUGGUCUUCUCUAUACCUUUGGGGACGGGAGACAUGGGAAGCUGGGUCUGGGAGAGGAGAACUUCACCAAUCAAUUCAAGCCCACUCUCUGUCCACGCUUCCUUAAGUACAACGUCCAAGCGGUGACGUGCGGAGGUUGCCACAUGCUGGUUCUAGCCAAGCCCAGAGACAAGAGCUGCCAGGAAGUGACUCUGGAGGAGAAUGAUGUCACAGAGGACUACCUGGAGAAGUCCUACACAGAGCUCUUAGGGGACACCCUCACCUCCACCCCUGCUUCCCUGAACAGUAGCCUCUCUGCCCGGGUCAGGAGGAGAGAGAGGGUGGGAGCGUUCCCGGAGCAGUUUGGGCUCAUGUUCCGGACCCUGCACCCCCUGACGUCUGGACACCUCAAUACCUCCGCACCCCUGCCCGUGUCCAGCCAGACCAUCCCCUCCAGUCUGCCCCCCAAGGAGCUAACCAACAGAAAGGUGCACAACGGCAUUCACCAACACAGGAGCACUGGGUCUAACAAGAAGGAAAAGCGGUCAGCUGAGAAGGGAAGGGAUGAGGGAGACAUGAUGGACAACGAGAGUGUUAAAGAUCUGGGAGACACCACGGACUUCCUCAACAUGACUCAUGUGAUGAAAAUGGACCCCAGUUACAAGACGUUGACGUUGUCCCCUGUACAGAAGAGGAAGGGUAAGCUUGUGAAAGGGCGUGGUAAGGCUGGGGAACAGCCAGAACUCUGUACCCCUAGGAGGGUGGAUCCCACCCCGCGGGGGGCACUGCCCACAGAGCUGCUGAGGAGCUCCAGUGACAGGUCUCUGGUGGUAGAGAAGAGACCACGCCACAGGGCUGCCCAGGGCAAAGGCAGUGGCAAGGAGAACCUCGUUGUGGCUCUGGAGGCGAUAAAGCCUGCUGAGCCGAAGGCUGGCCCUGCCAAGCCCUCCAGCAUAGGGGACAUUAGCACGGCCAAGUCCAAACCCUGUCCAUCCGCACAGAAAAAACAACUGUUUGUCGUGGAUUCUAAGGCAAUCCAAAUAAAGGACGCAGCCAAAGGUCAAAGUGCAGAGGUCAAAAAGACUCUCUUAGAGGUCAACUCUAUAUCUACAAAGGUGAAAAGUCAACAUGUAGCUGUUAGGAGAACAUCAGAUAGAAAGAGUGGCAGUCAUUCACAAGGCCUUAAGCUAACUGAUGCACUGCCUGUGGACAAGACAACUGAACCAGACCUGGUGUCUGAAGUGCCACAAAAAACGACGAAUGAAAACACAGAAAGAGAAAAGAGCAAACCAAUGACUGAACCACCUGAACAGACACCGCUGCACAGCUUACUGACCGGAGUGACCUCUCUGGGGUCAGGUGUGGGGUUAGUGACAGCCAGACAGUUUGGUUCUCCCUCAGACAGUGUGUCACUCCGGAGUCAGAGCAGGGCCCAGAGGUUCAGCAGACAGAGUGCUGAGGACGCCCAGUCUUCCUGGAGCCAGUCAUCUGCAUCCAUGGCCUCCGAACCAGGAGGCAAGAGAACAGCAGUCUGCAUCAACAUCAUCCCUGCCCAGGGGAGCUCUGAUCAGGGGGUGGAGGAGGAGCAAUGCAGGUCCUACUCUGGUCCCCAGACAACAGAGAACAGGAGGAGAGGAGAGGGGAGGAGAGUGGAGACGAGACAGGGAGCAGCGACGAUCAGACACCGGCCAAGCAGGAGAGUGAGGGUGAAGAGGAAGAGAGUAGGGGAGGAUGGAGGGAUCUCUGAAUUAGAGGAGAGCGAGGGAGGAGAUGAGCCAUGUAAGACUGAAACAGAUCAGGGAGAUGAAAGUGAGUUAGAGGAUGCAGAGAAAGAGGAGAGUGGACUGGAGGAAGAGGAGGAGGGUGACGGGACAAGUAGCCCAGUGGGAGGAGAGGGAGAGGAGGAGGAAGAAGGGGGCGGAGAGAGCAAGGAGGAGGAAGAGAGUGGGGAAGUAUCGCAUAGUGACACUGAGAGCAAGAGUAAGGAAUCCAAUUAUGAAGAGGAGGAUGAAGAAGAUGGAGAGGAAGAGGGUGAGGAUGAGAGUGAGGAGGAGGAGAGUGAAGGUGAGGAAGAAGAAGGAAAAGAGGAGGAGAAAGAAGAACAUGAAGCCAGAGAGGAGGAGGAGGAGAGUAAACAUGAGGAGGAGGAAGAAGAGGUGGUUGAUAAAGGAAAAGCUAAUGAAGGCCAGGAGAGUCAUCAGAAUGCUGCGGCCAGAGGUAACUGGUCCAAACAGAGUGCCGACUCUCCCUCGUUCUGCCCCACUCACUCUUAUCCCUUUUUGCAGGAUUUAAGAGCUGAAGAGGGGGAUGGACAUAAGAAUGAUGAAGAAGAAGAGGAGGAGGAAGAAGAGGAGAACAACAAAGCAGAGGAGAAAGAGAAAUCUGAGGACAUGGAGGGACAAUCAUUACAGGGUCAGAGCCAGUCCACAGCAGAACCCCUCCAAGGACCAGAGGGUGUGAAAGAAGAAACUCUCCCAGACGUUGCAGAGGACUCAGGUCAGCCCAGCCCUUUGGCUCCGACAGAGGAGAGCUCUGCAUCCAGCACUCAGCUGCAGAAUCGAACAACAGAGGAGAAACCCAAGAACCAACCAAGGACCAACAGAAAGCUGUUGCUGUUCAAACGCCUGUCCUCCUCCAAAGCCAAGCAGACAGAGGACAGUGCGGAAGCCCCAGCAGAGGGCACCGGCAUGGGGGAGCUGCCUGCCAGUGCCAAGGGUCCCUCUGCAGGGCUGGAGAACAGAGAUCCAUCAGAGACCAGCGCUAGUGGUGCCCAGCCCCCUCUGAGAGCACCCUCGGACUCUGGUGGUAGAGGUGCUCGCUCUACCACCUGCACCCUACUGUGACACCACUCAUUGGGUGUUGGAGAACUGGACUGGCAGCACCAACAACCAAUAAACCCUUGAAGAGGAUGCACAUUGACUGUACACAACAAACAACCACUCCACUUUGAACACUAGCGAACUUCUCACAAAGUGACCUAUUUAUUGACAUUCCGUUCCCAUACUUCCCAUAUACGAAACAUGUAUUAUAAAUGUGUAUACUUGUAUUUAACGUGCGCAAAAAUGUCUUUAAUUAACCAAAGUGUGUUUUGAUUGUGCUUUUAUAACGUAGUUGUGUG
Molecule: messenger RNA, 4279 nt
Organism: Oncorhynchus gorbuscha (pink salmon)
Lineage: Eukaryota; Metazoa; Chordata; Actinopteri; Salmoniformes; Salmonidae
Product: X-linked retinitis pigmentosa GTPase regulator-like
Biological process (GO): protein ubiquitination; ubiquitin-dependent protein catabolic process; visual perception
Cellular component (GO): photoreceptor outer segment
Molecular function (GO): ubiquitin protein ligase activity
Source: RefSeq, a predicted model, not a curated record